Molecule: messenger RNA, 1678 nt
Organism: Condylostylus longicornis
Lineage: Eukaryota; Metazoa; Arthropoda; Insecta; Diptera; Dolichopodidae
Gene: Smyd3
Product: histone-lysine N-methyltransferase SMYD3
Exons: 6
Coding region: 223-1548 (441 amino acids)
Cellular component (GO): nucleus
Molecular function (GO): protein binding
Source: RefSeq, a predicted model, not a curated record
UUAUUAAAUGACCAUAAUCAUAAAUAUAAACAAACUAAAAUACGUUUGGUAUUCUUUUGCUUUUUACUAUUUUAUUGUUCGCUAGUCAACAUAGCAUCCACAGUUUUUUAACAAAUAAAAAAUUUUUUUUUAUUCUUACCGUAUAAGUGUUUUAUACGUGUAUACAUUUUUAUUUAAUCUAAAAUUUUGCAUAUCGGAGCAGUAAUUUAUAAUAGGAAUAAAAUGCCAAAAAAAGACUUGAAGAUUAAACGUGGAACUUGCAUACUAACUGAGGAACCAUUCUGUUAUAUAUUAAAAUCGAAGUUUCGUAAGGAAAGAUGUGAUUAUUGUUUACAACAAGGACAUGUGAAAAAAUGUUCAAAUUGUGAAUAUGCAUAUUACUGUAACAGAUUUUGUCAAGUAAAUGCUUGGCCAAUUCAUAAAGUAGAAUGUCCAUUUUUAAAAAAGAUUGCACCUAGAGAUGUUCCAGAUGCAGCGCGUAUGUUACAUAGAAUUAUAUUACGAUUACAAAACGGUGGAGAUCUAAUAAAAGGUUAUUAUACUGAAACAUGCUCUCGAAAAUUCAGAGAUUUGAUGUCACAUUAUGCUGAAAUAAAAAAUGAUGCUAAACGUUUAGAGCAUAUUGAAUCAUUGGAGUCAGUUUUAAUUGAUCUUUUGGGGAAUAAUUUAAUGCCGAAUCAUACAGAACUAUUGGGUAUUUAUGGAAGGUUAAUAACCAACGGAUUUAACAUACUUGAUCCUGAAAUGAAUUCUGUUGGAACUGGGAUCUAUUUGGGAGUUUCAGUUACAGAUCACAGUUGUACACCUAAUGCUGUAGCUACAUUUGAAGGUACUACACUAAAAAUUCGCCUUACUAAGGAUAUACCAUGUCUUGAUUGGUCAAAGAUCUUCAUCAGUUACAUCGACCUUCUAGAUACAGCUGUUCAACGUCGACAAACUUUAAUGGAAAAUUAUUAUUUUUUGUGUACUUGUUCAAAAUGUAUAGAUGAACAGGAGAUGCUUGAAAUGGUAUCACCAGCAUGUCAAAAUAAAAAGUGUUCAGGAUUUGUCAGUUUAUCGAAAAACGAAUGCCAAGUAUGCAAAAGAAUUAUAACAAAAGAUUUUAUUAAACAAUAUGAAGAAGUAAUGGAGUUUACAAAAAAUCAUUUAGAAAACAUGAAAGAAAUCGCCUAUUUGGAUGUUUGCAAAAUAUGUUUAGAUAAACAAAACAAUGUACUACAUCAACUAAAUUUAUGGCGUAUUAAGACAUUAGAUUCGGCUUUUGAAAGUGCUAUAGAAUUUAAUAAAUGGGCGGACGCUAUUGAGUUUGGAUCUCAACUGGUACCAGGGUUUAAAAAAUAUUAUGGAGAAUGUCAUCCUUUACUUGGAAUGUUGUAUACGAAAUUAGGAAAAAUUCAACUUUAUGAAAGAUAUCCCAAAAUAGCUUUGCGUAAUUUUGAGGAAGCUAGAAAAAUUUUAGAAAUAACACAUGGUGCUGAUCAUUCCAUAUUUAGACAACAAUUAAGACCGCUAAUAUUACAAGCAUCAUUAGAAAAUAACGAGACAUAGAAAAUUUAACAUAAAAUCUAUUUGUAAAUAUUUAUAUUGUAAUAAACAUUUUGCUAUUUAAAGUUUCUAAUUAGUUUGUACAAUGAAUUGAAUUUGCGUUAAUUAAUAUAUAAUUUUAAAAUUAUGUUGA